This is a messenger RNA of Mugil cephalus (flathead mullet), 28437 nucleotides long. RefSeq names its product spectrin repeat containing, nuclear envelope 1a (gene syne1a). Gene Ontology annotation, molecular function: protein binding. Gene Ontology annotation, cellular component: membrane. The record is from RefSeq and is a predicted model, not a curated record. The transcript has 147 exons. The coding region runs from base 485 to 27142 and encodes 8885 amino acids. Lineage: Eukaryota; Metazoa; Chordata; Actinopteri; Mugiliformes; Mugilidae.
GAGAGAGAGAGGGAGAGAGGGAGAGAGAGGGAGCGUGGGAGGGAAAGACAGAGGUAGAGAGCGUAUGAGAGGGAAAGAGAGAAGGAGAAAGGGACCUAGCAGGAAAGAUUGAUUGAUGCUGAGGCAAGCCAAGCCGGCACUGCGCAGGGCUCACACACACAAAUAGUCCUUGCAUCAUGCGUACCCUCACACCACUCUCCCAAGCUGCUUAACAGGCAAGAAAAACACUGACUGAGUCUGCAGCCUGUUACCGCAGGACAGGACAGGACAGGACAGGGCAGGACAGAGGACAGGACAGAGGACAGCAGGGAGAAACAGGAGCGUGAUACCUUCCUCGCCGCUUUACCUCGGAGCAACAGUUCCACCGCUGUCAUCUCAGGAGGACUCCAGGGAGCUGUUUAAAGACACGUACCUAAAAAGGGGAGGGGGUGCAGCAAGGGCAGAAACAAGGGCAAGUUUUUGCCUCUCCGGGAGGCUGUCGUGGAUGCCCUCUCCACGUCCCCAUGACAGCAGGCAGCAGCCGAGGCGUAGUCCGGGGCACAAGAUGGCACGACGAGUAGGGGGCGAAGCCUCCCCGAAAAAGAACACAUCCCUCAACCUGGUGGCGGGCUUUUACCACUACCUCCGCGAUGAGCAGGAGGCAGUGCAGAAAAGGACGUUCACAAAAUGGAUCAAUUCCCACUUGGCGAAGCGUGUCCCGCCCCUGGUGAUAACAGACCUGUUUGAGGACAUCAAGGAUGGUGUGAUGCUGCUGGCCCUGCUGGAAGUCCUUUCAGGACAAAAACUGCCAUGUGAGCAGGGCAAGAAGCUAAAGAGGAUCCACUGGGUCGCCAACAUCGGCACAGCUCUCACAUUCCUUGAGGGUAGGAAGUCGGCCUACAGAGGAUCUCCGAUCAAGUUAGUGAACAUCAACUCCACAGACAUCGUGGACGGACGGCCGUCAAUUGUGCUGGGGUUGGUGUGGACCAUCAUCCUCUAUUUUCAGAUUGAGGAGCUAACCAGUAGCCUCCCAGCGCUCCUCGCCUUGUCCAGCAGCAGCACCUCCUCUCUGGACAGCUCCAACAGCAGCACUGAGACCACCAGCCCACCGGUGAAAAGGAAACCCCUCCCUCCUAUGCACGGUGGAGCCAGGAAGGCCUUGCUCAGAUGGGUUCAGCAGACAGCCACCAAAAGUUUGGGGCUUGAAGUGAAGGAUUUUGGGCCCAGUUGGCGCACUGGUUUGGCAUUCUUUGCUGUUAUCAAUGCGCUCCGGCCUAAUCUUGUGGACAUGGAGCGAGUGUGGGGGAGGCCUAAUCGAGAAAAUCUGCAGGAGGCUUUCCUGUUGGCUGAGACUGAGCUCGGCGUUCCUCAGCUUCUUGACCCAGAAGAUGUCGAUGUCGACAAGCCAGAUGAAAAAUCUGUUAUGACGUACGUAGCCCAGUUCCUGAAACAGCUUCCUGGUCCAAAGCAGAGCGACGCGGAGGUGCAGCUAGAAGCAGAGAGAGAGCAGAGGAAGAGCCUGCGGGAGCUCAAAAUGUGGCUCGACCAGCUGGAGAGAGAUGCGAUGCAGGCUCAGGGGACCGAGGGCAGUCUUGCUCAACAGUAUCAGUUGUUCAAGAGUGUGCGUGUGCAGCUGGAAAUGAAGAGGAAGCAGGUGGAGGGAGCGUUGCACUCGACGCAGAGAGACGGGAUGCUGACUGUGGACCAGGCUCUGGUCAAGCAGGCCUGGGAAAGGGUUUCCAACAGGCUCCUGGAGUGGCAUCUUCAGCUGGACAGGUCUCUGCCGGCUCCCCUGGACAUGGUCGGGUCGUGGCUGCACGAGGCCGAGAGAGCCCUGCAACAAGAAAUAAUCAUCCAGCAGGCCCACGAGAUGACAGCUAACACUGUGCAUAGAGCUCUGGAGCAGCACAAGGAUGUGUUGAAGAGCCUUGAAAGUCACCAGCAGAUCUUCCAGAGGAUCCAUAAAGACAGAGGUGUUGAUGGAGUCCCCGUCCCCCCAGACCAGCUCCAAGACAUGGCUGAGAGGAUGAACUAUGUCUCUACAUCUUCUAGCAUCCACUUGGCUAAAAUGGAAUUCUUGGAGAACAAACACCACAUGCAGGCUUUCCUCACUCUAGCCGAGUCCAAACUAAAAUCCUGGAUCAUCAAAUACGGCCAACAAGAAUCUGUGGAACUCAUGCUCCACAGCUAUAUUGCAUUUGUGGAGAAGCAACGCUUCUUUGAAAAUUAUGAGGCUUUGUUCCAGUCUCUGAAACAGUCCGCAGAGGCCUAUGUCAGCACUGACAGCUCAGCGGACGAGGGAGAAACGGGAGUGCGCAGGUUCAUGCGGGAGGUUUUGACCCAGUGGAGGAGCCUGUCGAUGGAAGUACGCAGCGUGAGGAGCAUGCUGGAGGAGGUGCUGUCCAACUGGGAGAGGUACACCUCCACUGUGGCCUCCUUGCAGGCCUGGCUGGAGGAUGCAGAAGAGGCUCUGAGCCAGCCAGAAAACAUUAAGCGGGAGUUUUUUAGGAAUCUGAGCCACUGGAUGGAUCAGCACGCGGCCAUGAACGACGCAGGAAAUUUUCUGAUUGAAACGUGCGAUGAGACCGUGUCACUUGAUCUGAAGCAGCAGCUGCUCAUUUUAAACGGCCGGUGGAGAGACCUCUUCCUCAAAGUCAAACAAUAUGCACAUUCAGAUGAGCUGGAGAAGUGGAGGAAGGAUCACCUGAAGGCAGUGUGGGCCCUGAAAGAGCUGCUGGAGACAGCAGAGUCCAAGCUCAACGCUCCUGUUCAAGUGUCUUUCCUCGGUGUUAGAGCCUUUUUGCAGGAUGUGGAGGACACCAAGCAAAAGGUUGUUGCCAUGGAGACGCAAUACAAGCUGGCUGCCCGCAGUGCUCAGCUCCUCGCCAAGGAUGCUCCGCAGGACGAGGCUGCCCGGGUCAUGGCAACUAUGGCAACAGCCAAAAGUCAACUGAGCAAGGUGAGAGAGCGGUGUCCCUCCCUGGUUAGGGAGUGUCAUGUCCUUCUGCCCCUGUUGGAGGAGAUGGAGAAACACAUCAACGCUUUCUACCAGGCCCUGGAGCGGGCGAGUCGAAUCACAUCUGCUGCGAGAGAUUCAGACUCACAAGCCACCCAGACACAGCAAAAACAAAAGUGGCAGGAUUUGUUAAACCAGCAGCAGAAUUGUAAACGAUCUCUAUCAGUGAUUGAGAGGAACCACCACACCGUGCAGAGGGCCAUCUCCACCAGUAAAGUGCUCCGAAACUUUGAUCUGUCCUUGCUGCAAAAGAGAGUUGCUGAAAUCCAAGGCUCGGCACAGGCAUUGCUGAAGGAGGUCGGGGAAUGGAGGAGGCAGGAAGAGGCCAACAACUGCCUUAGGAGGAGGUUUGAGGAAUCGCGACAAGAGCUGGAGAGGGUGCUGAAGAAAGCUCAGGGCUGCUUGAGAGAAACUGGCGACCCUGAGGAAUUACUGAAGAAACACAAUGAUUUUUUUGGCCAGCUGGACCAGCGGGUUCUGAGCGUGUUCUUGAAAGCGUGCGACGAGCUGACGGACAUCCUACCUCAGGAGGAGCAAGAGGGGCUGCAAGAAACUGUCCGUAGGCUGCACAAGCACUGGAAGGACAUCCAGGGUGAGGUGCCGUCUCAUUUGCUCCGCCUGAAGGUGGAAGUGGAGCGAAGUCGAGUGGAUGUGAUCCUACGAGACUGCACGGCAGAGCUGGACAGAGAAAUGCGAGCCCUGUCAGGCACCUGCACCAGCGAGCGAGUGAUCAAAGAGCACAGAACUUACUUCAGGGAACGCAGACCAGUGACUUUGUGUGAGAAGAGGAUUAGAAACAUGGAGGAUCUGUGUCAUAAGUUGCCUGACAACGAUGCGGCUUAUCGAACGCUUGACUCCACCAAAAGGGCUGUGGAAGAGGUUACGGAGCAAAUAAAGGGCACCCACCUCAAACUGGAGCAGCACCCUGACAAGUGGAAAGAAUGGAACGAAAGGUUUUGCGAGCUUUCUGAUUGGCUCUCAUCUCAGAGGAGGCAGGUGAGGAUCCUGAGGGAGACUGCAAUAAGUUCCCAUCACCAGGAGGAAAUAGAUGCAGCUGUUCAGGCGCUGCAGGAGGCAGUGGACGCCCGGGAGGAGAGCCUGCUGUGGCUGAAGAGCCGCCUUGCCGGGCUCUCUGAGGUUAGCUCUGAACUGGAAGUCCAGAGACAGAGAACAGCCCUGGCCAAACUCUCAACUGACCUACGGGCAGUCUUCUCUUCACUCUGUCAGCUCGGUGAAGAGGGCUCUGCUAUGUUCCAGUAUGAGGAGCUGAGGGAUGAAGUACAUGGAGCUCUGGAGGAGGUUUUGAGGUCUCGAAAAGAGGCUGAGGAGCAGACCAGCAGGAUUCUGAAUGCUGAGAGCCUGGAAGAAGCCAAACAACUUUACCUUAUCCACCAGCAACACCUGAAACGCCUGCACGCUAACAAGAGGGAGGCAGAGCUCCUGGUGUCCCACUGCCGCCAGCUGCAGAAAGGAGAGGUGCUCAGUCAGUCUCUUCGGGAGCUGGAGGGGGCUUUCAGCGAGGCUGACCACCUAUCAGGGACGAGGGAGCACAGCCUGCAGGCAACUCUGAGCUCUUGGCAAAAUUUCGAAGGGGAAAGAGAAACUGUUUGGAGGUUUAUCAGCAAUGCUAACAACGAACUGCACAAAGAACUUAUUUUCAACAGCCUGGACAGCCUGAGGAGUGAGCUGGAGCAUAACAAGGAGCUCUAUGCAAAGGUUGAGGAGUGCUGCGUACGGGCAGAUCUUCUCUUGGAGAAGGCGGCGGAUAUUCAACUUGGUCCAAAGAAUCAGACUCUUCUGCUACAGCAGACACAAUGCACCAGAGAUGCAGUCACACAGCUUCAAGACCAGCUGAACAAGAAUGUUGUCCAGCUGGAGAUGAUGUGUGUGUGGUGGGAGCGCUUCAGCACUGAAUCUGAAGCCUUCUCUCUGUGGAUCAAUGAGAAAGAGAAGGAGCUGGAGGCUGUCAACACCAACUCUUCCUCAGAUCCCGUAGACAAGCACAUCAGCACUGUAGAGGCGAUAGGGGGUGGUUUAGAGGAGAGAAGGGCAGGUCUAGCCCACAUGGAGGCUGACUGUGAGGCCCUGUCCAGGUUCGUGACCCCUGGAGAGGCUGGACGUAUCCGGGCGCAACUCAUCCAGAUGAGGCGGUACUGGGAAGAGCUGAAGGGGAGAGUAGAGCAGAUUGGAGUACAACUCAACCAGAGUGCCUCCUACAGGCAGAGAUGCAACGACAACCUUGAACAGGUCAAGAAAACAAUUGCUGAUGUUAAAGAAAAACUGGACUGUCCAAUCACAACUUGUACGUCAUCAUCAGAGACGUACAAAACCCUCCAGGAUCACAUGGAGGUGUGCCAGGGCGUUGGACAGCUGAAGCCCAGGCUGAUGGCCCUGUGUUCGGCCACUAAGAGGUUUGGAGAGGGCGGCCAGCUGGAGGAGGAGGUGGCUAACCUCCAAAAGCAACAGACACAGUUAAUGGGAAAGGCUGCAGAAAAGCAAUCUACAUUAGAGAGCCUUCUAGCUCUGUGGCAAAGGUAUGAAAAGGAGACUUCAUCCAUGAAAAGCUGGCUGGAUAGGUGUGAGUCUGUCUGCUGCCCAGACACCAAACUGCUCUCUGCAGAUAAAGUAAAGCUGAGGAAUGAACUACAAAAUGUGCAGGAAAUGCAGAGGGAGACACCUUCCUACGACGCUCUCCUCCAGGGUCUAGUGAAUCUCGGGCUUUGUCUGUACCCCACGGCAGCUGAAGCUCGUGUCCAGGAGCUUAGUGAUGAUCUAAAACAGCUGCAGGAGAGAUGCACCUCUGCGAAGAACCACAUAUCACACAGGUUUAAGCUGCUGGAGCUGCAGUUGGAGCUUUUGGAGCAGUUUGACCAGGCACUGCUGACGCUGACCCAGAGGAGCGAAAACUUCCUGUCUGACCUGAGAAGCUCGUCACAGGUCGAUAUUGUUGAUCUCGAGUCUGCAAUUACUAAGCUUAAGGAACACGAGGGACAACUGCAGGAGAGUGCGUCGCUGAGAGCGACUCUUCGUCAACGAGAGUCCUCCCUGCUUUGCAGUUCCACCCCGGAGGCCCAGCAGCAGCUCCAGGGCUGGAGGGAGGACUGCCUGCGACCCCUCGGCGAGUCCCAGCGCCUCCUUCUCCUCCGGGAGGAGUGCCUAUCUGAGCUGAAGACUUUCCUCGAGAAGCAUGCUGCGGCUGCUAAGGCCGUGCGCCAGCUCCACGAGGCAGUGGAGGGCAGGGGGAGCUGGGACCGCUCCAAAGCUGAAGAGCUCCACCACGGAAUCGGGGAAGUGGCUAAAGACGUGGCCCGGCUUGAGGCCGAGGCGGCCGGGUUGGACGGGCUGCUGAGCAAGGCUCACCUGCACCUGUGUGGGGCGGAGUGGAGGGGCUCUAAGGACGUGAGCCACCCUCAGGGUAGAACGUCCUGCAGGGGACAGGCGGUGGCCCUCACGAUGGCUCUGGAGGAGGUGCAGAAGGGAGUGGGGUGGAGGCAAAGUGAAGCAGAUGCUUUAGGCGCCCUGUGGAGCUCCUUCAGGGAACGGAGGGAGGAGGUCAUGAAGAAUUUGAAGAAACUGGAGGAGGAUGCAAGACAGGAGGGCGCUAGAGAGGUCUCAGUACAGGCCUUUCAGAACAGGCUGCGUUUCUUUGUCCAGCUGGAGGAUGACCUCCAGUCUCUGCAGCACUCCCAGCGCUGGUUAGAAGAGAAGGGAAACCAGCUGGCCCAGAGGGACAGUGAGCUGGCGGGAGAAGCUCUCAGGGAGGUCACGCUGGUGAAAGCAGCCUGGGAGAACGUCCGCACUCUGAUUACCAACAGUCAAGAGCAUAGUGGAGUCGUGGUGGAUCUUCUCCGACGUUUCCACCACCUGAAGUCGAUCCUCGCUACAGUUGUGGAGAACGCUCAGACUGUCGCUCACAAUCUGCCCGACCAUAACCACAGCGCUCAGGAGGCAAAGAGGACCUUCACCCGACACGAGACUGUCCAGGCUGAGCUGAGAGAGAAGCAGGAGGACAUGGACCAGCUCAUCAGCACGGUCGAGGACCUGGAGAGAGAGCUGGAGAAGGUUCCCAGCUCUGACAUGGGCUCCAUCCAGAGAGACAUGGAGACGCUUAGAGACCAGUGGCUGGUGAUUUCAGAGAAAAUACAGACCAACGCGGAGAGACUCGGCUACUGUGUGGCGCUUUGGGAUGACCUGAAAGCAACGGAGCAGGACGUCAACCAGUGGACGGCCACGUCCAUCGCUGACCUCACUGACACCGUCUCCACCCUCAGCGACAAGGAGGAGGCAGAGGCCCAUCUCGCCACCUUCCAGGCGGAGGUCGAAAAGAGGGAGCAGAGGCUGGAUGUCCUGCAGGAGAGAGUGUCAGAGCUGAAGGAGCGAGCCAAACUGCAGGAAACCCCGUUACAAAUGCAGGUCCUGGAGUCAGAUCUGAGGAAGAAAAUGUCCCACGCGCAGGAGGUGUACAAUCAGGCCAAACACACUCUGACCUACUUCAGCUUCCAGAAGCAGCGGCUGGAGGACCUCAUGUCCCAGAUGGCCGAGCGGUUGGAGGCGGUGGAGGGUUCCUUAUCGGACCUCACUGACGCUACUUCCCCUGAAGACAUUGGUACAGUUAAGGACCUGCAGAGUGUCGUGCAGCAGCAGAGGGCCGACAUGGACUCGGCUCGAGAUGCCUUGACUGCCCUGUGCCGGUCACAUCCCUCUCAGGAGCUGUCACGCCUCUCCUCUGAUCUGACUUCAAUUGCCAAGCGAACAGAGGCUGUAGCCCAUCGCUGCGCCAAGACAAGGGGCAGCCUUCAAGAUGGUCUACAGCUCCACUUCAACGAGCUCAUAGAGGAGUUCCAGUCCUGGCUCGCAGAUCAGAAGUUGGAGUUGAAAGAAUGCUGUAAUCAAUCAGGAGAUGUUGCCGUCCUUUCAGCCAAGUUACAAAGACUGAAGGUGUCAGUGGAGCGGACAUCGGAGGGUGAGGAGAGCCUUUCUCAGAUUUGUGCGGAGGCCCAGAGGCUUCAGCUCCACCUGCCAAAAGCUGGAGCAGCCCAGGUCCAAGAGAAUCUCUCUUCCUGUCAGAGAGAUUGGAGAAACUACCUGGAGAGCUGCUCUCAGAGCCAACAAGACUUAGAGGAGAGCAUUGGGCUCCUAAAAAAUUUUGGUGCCUGUGUGGAGGCUAUAAGAGACUGGCUCAAGCAGAUGGAUCUCAGCCUGAAGAGUGAGCCUGUUCUUGGGGCAGAAAGCCAGCAAGGAGCCCCAGACGUUACAGAAGAACUGGAGAAGAUGGAAAACAUCCACAAGGAGCUUAUAGCAAGAAGGGAGUCUGUUGAGCAUCUCAGUCUGGAGGCCCAGGCUCUCUCUGAAGCAGGCCGAGGUUCAGGAGGAGAGGUCAGAGUGACAGGCCAGCUCCAGAUGGAGCACCAGGCCCUGCUGAAGGCAGCCAGAGAGAGGCUGCGAGGCUGCCAGGAGAGCCAGGCCUUCGGAGACACCCUCCAGGGAGUUUGGGCCUGGCUGGAGGAGAUCCAAGAGAGGCUGGGUACAGUAGACAGCACGAUGGGCACCAAAGAGCAGUUAGAGCAGAGGCUGGAGACCGUGCAGGACAUCCUGCUUUUGAAGGGAGAGGGGGAGGUCAAACUGAACAUGACAAUGGGUAAGGCCGAGCUGGCCCUGCGCAGCUACGGAGCCGCCGGACAGGAAGUGGUCCGCUCUCAGUUACAGGAAGUGGAGGAUGCGUGGGCUACGCUGCUUGUGACUGCCAUGAGCUGCCACAGCCGGUUAGAGUGGACUGUAUCUCAGUGGGGAGGAUACCUGGAGAGCGCUGCACAGCUGCGUUGCUGGAUGGAGGCCGUGGAGCGGGAGGUGUGCGCCCCUCUCGUGCCUCAGCCUGGACCCAGGGAAAAGGCCUCUCAGCUGGAGAGACUUAGAGCCCUGCUGACGGACCUAGAGGACCACCAGAUGGCACUGUCCAGCCUGGAGGAAAAAGCCAGAGAGCUGUUCAAGAAAACUGGCGAUGCCAGCUUUAACCACGGCGCUCGCACCCAGCUGCAAGUGCAGUUUGAUGAGCUCACAGCUUUGGUGGAGGAGAGAGUACGACUGGCACAGGCAGUGGUGUUGGAGCAUCAGGAUUACCUGGAGGCUGUUAGAGAGCUCACUGACUGGCUGAUGACUGCAGGGGAGGAGCUACAGCAUUGGUCUGAGACCUCCAGAGACUCCUCGUCCAUCAAGAAGAAACUGUCAGAAGUGAGGGAGCGCGUGGAGUGCCGACUCCUGGAGGGCCGUGAUCGCCUCAGCCGCGUGCGCCGCAGCGCGGCGUGCACGGCGGAGCACACGGCGGCGGGAGGCUGCGAGGCCAUGGACCGCCAGCUGGGGGCGCUGUCCCACGCUCUGGAGCAGUGGGAGGGGGCCGCUCUGAGGGCCAGAGACGGCCUGGAAGGGGCCCUGGCUGCUGCCGCGGCUUCGGAAGAGGAAUACGACCGCCUGACCGCCAUGCUGGAGGACGAGUUGAAAGACUUCGACGGGCUGCUGAGGGGCUGGAGCCAGGAGCUGAUUAAGGCUGAAGGGCGGAGCAACGGCGAAGAAGCAGUGGAGGGAUGGCAGCUGGCUAAGGAGAUACUGGAGGGAUUGCAGAGCGCUGAGCCGAUGGCAGAGAAGUUGAAAAGCCAGCUGAAUGACCUGGUGCGAUACUCCAGAGACCUGGGCUCACAAUCAGACCGGGUCACUGCGCUCAUCAAACAGCACAACAGUCUCAGUCUGCGUGCGUCCAGGGAGUGUCAAAACAAGGAGCGCCUGUUGGAGCAGAGGUUCCGCGCAGCCUUGAGAGACUUCCAGCAGUGGUUGGUCAACGCCAAAAUCAGCACUGCCAAAUGCUUCGAUGUGCCCCAGACCGUCUCAGAGGCCUCCACGGCUUUGCAGAGGAUCCAAGAGUUCUUGAGUGACAGGGAGAAUGGCCAGGCCAGGCUGAGUACAGUAGGAGCCAGUGGGGAGCUGCUGAUGGCUGUGGUGUCCAAAGACAGGGUGGAGGGAAUCAAGGCCAAGGUGGCAAAUGCUCGAGAAGACUGGAAGAGCCUGAUGAGCAACCUGCAAAUGAGAGAAGAUGCACUGAAGAGCCUGCAGUCCCAGAUGACGGAGUUUGAGGCCAGCGCUGAGCCUCUGCAGGACUGGCUGAACAGCACAGAGGUCAGAGUUCAGGAGAGCAGCGCUCGCCUACACGACCUCCCAGCCAAGAAACAGGAGCUCAGCAAACUACAGUGUGUACUGGAGGAGAUGGCCGGUCGGGAGGUAGAGCUGGGCAGACUCAGAGAAAGAGCUCAUCGCCUCUGGGAGGGGCAAGCGGCCGGCAAGGGCUUCGUCCACAGGGUUUCACAGCUGUCUGCACAGUACCUAGCCCUCAGCAACUUAACCAAGGACAAGGCCUCGAGGAUUGAGCGGAUUGUGGGGGAACAUCGUCUCUUCUCUCAAGGACUCAAAGAGCUCCAGGACUGGGUGUGCGAGGCGCAGACGGUCCUCAACACCUGCAUCUCCACCACCACAGACAAGGGCGUGUUGGAGGACAGAAUGCUGCAGCUGGAAGCCUUACUGGCUGCCCGUCAAGAGAGGGAGAUCCAGCUGAAGAUGCUGCUGACGCGGGGGGAAGCAGUCCAGAGGAACACUUCGGCCGAGGGGGUCCCAGUGAUUCGCAAACAGAUCCAAGACCUGAAGGACUCAUGGGACUCGUUGCUUUCUGCCUCAAUCCAGUGUAAAAGUCAGCUGGAGGGGGCUCUGUCCCAGUGGACCAGCUAUCAGGAGGACGUGGGCCAGUUUGUGCAGUGGAUGGAUCGAGUUGAGGAGACACUCAGCUGCUCAGACAGACAGUACUCUGAGAUGAGAGACAAGACGGCUAACCUGGGAAAGACCAAGCUUCUCUAUGAGGAAGUAUUGAGUCACAGCAGUCCUCUGGAGACCAUCGCCACAAAGGGUUCCAAUAUGGCCGAACACUACACUACUCAGCAGGAGGUGCAGCAGCUGCAGUGUAGAUACAACACCCUGAAAGAAAAGGCCAAGAAUGCAGUUAGCAAGGCCAAGGGGCUGGUGCUGGUCCAUCAGGAAUAUCAAAGGGGUUUACACGUGUUUGAGGACUGGCUGGAGCAAGAACAGGCCUCUCUGGCCUCGUUGUCUCAUCCAGAAGGAAACGUGGAUACACUUGAGAAAACGCUGCAGCAGCUACAGAUCCUGCAGCAAAACUGCUCAAACGGCCAGUCUUUGCUCUCCUCUGUGCUGACCAGCAGGGAGCGAGUAAUCCCCUGGGGUAUACCCCAGAUCGAAGACCGAGCCCUGGACACCGCUCAGCGGGAGUGGGGGGCGUACCAGAACCGCCUGGAGGAGACCCAGUCCCAGCUGCACUCCACGCUGACCCGACUCAGGCAGAUGGGCCACAGGUUCCUGAGUCUGGCUCAGUGGCUGGAGGAAAUGGAGAAAGUGGCCAGUGUCAGAUGUAACCGGAGGUCGGACCGAACCACCAAGCAGACUCAGCUGAAGAAACUCCAGGGGUGUCUUGAGGCGGUGCUUUCGCGGCAGGGAGAAGUCGAUGGCCUCUCAUCCCUGGCCCAGCAAGUUCUGGAGGAAACCUACAUCAGUAGUCGUGUCAGCGUUACUGCCACCCAGCUCACCGCUCGCUAUCAUUCCCUGCUGCUCAACAUACAGGACACCACCAAGCAGCUGCAGGAGGAGCUGAGGAGCAUUGAAGAGGCAGAAAACCUCUGCGUGUCCUUCACUGAGUGGCUCGGCUCGACUCAGAAAAGCUUCACAGCUCUGACGGACUGCUCUGAGCCUCUGGACCGAGUCGCCAUGGAGAAGAAGAUGAAGAAGCUAGAGACCAUCCAGUCUGAGCUCCAGCGCGGUCACAGCUUCCUGAAAUCACUGAGGGAGCGUGCAGAGCAGGCAGCGGGCUACCUGAACGAGGCCGGAGCCGAGAGUCUGGGCGGAGAGGUGGAAGCACGUCUUGCCCAGUUGGAGGAGCUCGCCGGGGGACUUCGGCAGGAGCGUAGCUUUCUGGAGCGGGUGUUACUUCUGACUAAGGAGUUCCAGGACCGGUAUAAGGCCCAGGCCCAGUGGCUGGUGGAGACCAGGGCUUUGCUCAGCUCCCCAGUGGAGCCCAAGGCUGAACUGUACCAGCGCAGAGCACAGCUGGCUAAGUAUAAGGCUCUGCUGCAAAUGGUUCAGUCCCAUGACGGAUCCAUCAAAUCAGUGGUGGAGAAGGGAGAUGCACUCUUGUCCUCUGUCCACUACCCCUCUAUACGAGACAAAAUGAACAGGCUUCAAAAGGACUACACUGGACUCUGCAACACAGCCAUGGCUCACGUGGAGAACCUGGAAGGCCAGGUGAAGGAGCAGGAAGCUUACCACAACGAACUCCAGGAAGUGGAGCGCUGGCUGCUCCAGAUGUCCAGCCGCAUGGUGACUCCAGAUCCCAGCGUGAGCAGAAACCUGGAGGCAGCAACUCAACAGCUGGCCAGGCACAAGGCCAUCAUGGAGGAAAUUGCAGGCUUUGAGGAUCGCUUGGCAGGCCUGAAAGAGCGAGGAGACCACCUGGUACAAGGCUGCAGUGACCGUGUGCAGAGCAGGCUGAGACAGCAGGUCCAGGCUCAGCAGCAAGGCACCAGAGACAGCUACUCUGCCAUCUGUAGCACAGCGCAGAGAGUAUAUCAGAGUCUGGACCAUGAGUUACAGAGACAUGUGAGUCUACAAGACACGCUGCAGCAGUGCCAGACCUGGCUGACCUCUAUUUCAGACGAACCAGAGCCUCCUGCACAUCCUUCUCUCGGCCUGGAGGAGGCGCUACAGCAGGUGAAGCAGGAGCGGGCGCUCCAGGAACAAGCCAGCACAUACCUCCAGCUUGUGUGUUCAGCAUGUGACCUGUCAGAGCCAAGAGUCAGGGAUACUGCAGCAGCUAUCCAGCAGGUCAAACUGCAGAUUGAGGAGCGUAUGCUCCUUUGUGAAGAGGUUGCAGACAGCUGGAGGGACAUCGAGGAGCAGAAAGCAGAUUUGGAGACCCAACUAAGGGAAACGGAGCAGCAGCAACAAAACCUCACCAGGAGACCUGCAGAGCUGGAGCCCAAGAUUGCACAGAACCAGCUGGACAAGGCACAGGAGUUCCUCCUGCAGAUCAGGGAGAGACAGUGUGAGGUAACGCGUUUGAGCGAAGCCAUCGGUAGGUUGACUGAUGGACAAGUCUGUCCUACGCUGGAGGAGAUAAGGAGACUGAAAAAGAGCUGGACGGAUCUCGGCCAGCGGGCUGAGGAGUUGGAGGCCCAGCGUGGGGAGGACAUGCAGCGAAGUGGAGAGUACCAGGAGAGUGUAGUUGCUGUGGAGGAACUCUUCCACCAAGUAUCCAGGGAAUGGGACUACCUGGCCAGGGCCGACACAGAGAGUACAAGUGAGCAUCUGGAGGCUUUGAGGAAACUUGCCAGUGACCUGGACGACCAGAAAGAAACUCUAGAAGACCUGAGGGACCAGAGACAAGCUAUCCUGCCUCGCCUUAGCCUGCUAGAUAAAGAGCUGGUCAAACAACAGGUGGGCCACCUGGAGCAGCGCUGGGCCCAGCUCGAAAGUCUGAUUCAACAGAAAAUCCAGGACUCUGCACAGACGUUGGAGGAUCUUGCCCGCGUUGAAACCCAGCUGAGGGAUGCCAGAGAGUGGGUGGAGGAACAGCGACCGGCGUUCACCUCUGCUCUGAAAACCAGCCCACCCCCUGAUCUGGCCCAGAGUUUUCUGUUUGACCACCUGAGUGUAUGCGUUGAGCUGGAGGCUCGGCAGCAGCUGCUCGGUCAGGCGGUGAGCGAAGCCCAAGCUGUGGCUUCCAGGCUGGGGCUGAGUGAGAAGAGAUGCCUACAGGAGCUUGUUGAACAAGCCCAGACUGAGGUGGAGGCUCUUGGGGCUCGGGUUGCCCAAAGGAGGAAGUACCUCAGUAAGGCCUUCACAGAGAGGACCCAGUUCCUUCAAGGCCUUGGGAGAGCACUGUCCUGGGUACAACAACAGGAGAGGAAGGCUCUGAUAGAUGACCACAUAGCGCUCCUUCCUGAGGACCUGGCCAAACAGGUCUCUGCGUGUCGGGGUGUCCAGAGCGGCUUACGAGCUUACCAAAGGGAGCUGACCUCUCUCUGGGUGCAAGGGCGAGAGCUAGAGAGAGAUGCCACAGAAAAAGAGAGAGCGGAAACCCUCGCGAGGCUCGAGGAGCUACAGUCGGCUUUUGAAACCGCUCUCCAGAGGACGACGCAGCGACUCGCAUGCUUGGAAAAAGCCUUAACCUCCAGGAAGUACUUCCAAGUCGACCUGGACAAGACUUGUCACUGGUUGCGACGAGCAGAUGCCAUUACCUUCCCCGAAGUCCAUUUGAGCAGCGCUGACGAUUGCUCGGAUUUGCAAACGCAGCUGUCUGAGUUUCAAAACGUCCUAGAACAAGCUUCAGAGUACGAGAACCUCCUUCUUAUUGUCCAAAGAAUAGGCCAAGAGAUCCUCCCCACUCUGAACGAGAUUGACCAUUGCUACCUGGACGAGCGGCUCAAUGCCCUGCCCCAGCAGUACAAUGGCAUCCUAGCUCUAGCCAAAGAGAAAAAAGACAGAGUCCAACAGAUAAUCUCAGAGAGAAAAGAGUUCAGCACUUUCUUUGAUAUUACUCGCAAUGCACUGGAGGAGCUUCAGGAGCAGUUUGACAAUCUUGAGAAGCAGACUAUCAGUGUCAGAGAGGAGGAGGUUGUCGGUUUAAUUAACGAAUACAGGAAUAUUAAUGAAAGUUUAGUCCACAUCGGCCCUGCCGUUACAGAACUUCAUGGCAAAAAUGAGGGUUUUCUCAGUAGGGGUCAGCCAUACAGGGCUGAGGAGACACAGCAGCUGGUCAGACUCUACCACACCCUGAGGAAGAGAAAUGCUGAGAAGACUGAACACUUAAAGAAUUCCCUGAAAACACUAGUUGAACACAACAGAGUAUUUUCCAAGUUAGACUCAGAGUUGAAGCCUGUUAAAGAGAAGCUGCUCAAACUGAAAUCAAACAAAGAAGUAAGUGCCAUAGAUAAAAUCUCAAGUAUUUAUUUGAUGCUGGAAAACCUGGGUGGCUUGAGCGCUCAGGCUGAAGAAUGUAACCAACAGACUAAAAACCUCCGUCUGAAGUUUGACGCCGCUGCCUUUCAGGGGUCUGCACUGCAGCUGGAGUCGUUGCAGUCUUUACGGCGUGACGUGAAAUGUUUUGUUGAGGAAAGUGAAAAGACAGUCACAAAGGAUGAAGAUUUCACAAGGGAGGCUGAGAGGCUCUCUAACUGGUUGAGCGCCACUAGGGACAAACUGAAGGAGCCUUUGAACCUUUCAGAGGUCAAAAUCGAGAAGAUACAGGAGGAAGUGCGGAAACUGAAAAUCAUGGAAGAGGAAGUGAAAAGUAAAUUGAGGGUGGUGGAUGUCUGGGGUGACAGAGAACGACAAAAGUAUGAGAUAAAGAAAGAAACUGUUCCUGCUCAAGUACAAGAGAAACUACAGGGGCUAGUAAAGCUUGGCUCUGAAGUUCAACAAGGAAUUAGUGCAAAACAGCUGGCCGUGGAUCAAGCUCGUUCCCUGGUCCGGAGGCACCACUUAUCUCUGCAGACCGCGCAGGAAUGGCUGGACUCGGCCGCUGCUCUGCUCCAGAGGGCCAGCUCGGGGGUGGAGCUUGAGAACAAGACUGAGUGCGAUCGGGACCUCGAAGAAAUUUCAGCACAGGAAAAGAGCGCUUCUGCUAGUUUAGAGGAGCUGAGGACUUUGGGGCCUCUGCUGGAGGAGUUUGUGGGGGCAGGAGCAAUGAGUGGGCUCGGAGAAAAACUGCAGGCAGUGCAGCUGAGACACGCAGAGGUCAAACAGCGAGUGGACGCUCACAGAGACGUGCUACAGAGGUUUGCGACUCUGUGGAGCUCCUUCCAAUAUGAGAAAGACACACUGGUUGAACAGAUGAAUGAUUCGGAGAGCAAGAUGACCAUGUUCACCACAGCUAAAGCCGUCAGCGUCCACCAGGCAGAGGACAAGUGUCAAAGAUACAAGUCUCUGGUGGCUCACAUCGACCUGCUGGAGCUGCCUCUGAACGCUUUACGGGAGAACGCGACAGAGCUGGAGGAAAUAAUCUCCGAAUCCAGCAAAGCCGUCACCAGCCACGCGGUGUCGUCGCUAUGGCAACGGUGGACCAGGCUCCGCAGUGUGGCCCGGGCCCAGGAGAGGGCACUGGAGGACACCGCGAGGGAGUGGAGGAACUUCAGUGAGAAGAUGGAGAAGGUGCACUCCGUUUCCAGAGACCUCCACGGCCGUGUCCCAGACGGCACAGUCGAGAAGGCCGCCACCAGGGCGGCGCUGCAGAGUCUGCUGGAGUACCAUGACUCCUUCAGCCUGGAGGUGGAGCGAGAGCAGUCCAUACUGGCCCUGCUGGGGCAACAGACUCGCAGCCUCAGAGGAGAGGACGAGAAGGAGGAGGUGAUGGAGAAAAAGACAGAGAAUGGACAUGAGGAGACACAGUGCCUUCAGGAAAUCAGAAACAUGCAGGAGCAGUACGAUAGCCUUGUGCUACAGGUGCGGGCCAGCAGGGCUCAGGUCCAUCAGGAACUGAGGGAGAGAGAAGAGGUUGAGAAAGAGCUGGGCUUAGUCAAAGGUUGGAUCCAAGACACUCGUGGCUUAUUGCUGAGUCCCACUGCAGACCUGGAUUCACUGCUGCAGGAGCUAGAGACUGCACACGGUGAGGUCAUCAGCAGGCGUCAGAGUGUGGAGCGCAUGGCGGAGCUCCAGCAGUCCAAGUACCAGGACCUCCAAGCUGGUCUUCCCUCUGAGCUCAGCAUGCAGCUAGCUGAGGUGGCUCUGGCUCUGGGCUCUGCCGAAGACCAGGUGCAGGCAAGAGAAAGGGAGGUGCAGCAGACCAGAGACGUGAAAGAGGACUUCAGCUCCAGACUUCAGGACAUCGAGGCGAAGAUGAAAACCAUCGCUCUAAAACUGGAAGACAAGUCUGCCGACCUGGAGGAGGCCAGAGAAGAGACCAGAGCUCUUUGUGAAGAGUGUGAAUCCUGUGGUAGCUCUCUGGCAGAGUUAGGAGUCGCUGUGCAGGAGUUUGGGGAACAAAACCCCCUGUUGUGCAAACAGCUGGGUGAUGCCGUGGCCAAACUGACAGAGGUGCUGCGCCACACCACGCAGCAGGUCCAAGACAGAAACAAUAGACUGAAGAAGGCAGAAAGACAGGUGGAGGAGUAUCAGGGCAUGAAGACAUUCAUUUUGGGGUGGACGGAAAAAGCUGAGGCUCUGGUCACUGGUAACAUCGUCUGGAGCUCUGCAUCCCAGCUUCAGGAGCAAAUUCGAGCACACCAAGCGUUGCUGCGAGAGUGUCGGGGUCUCCAUGGCGACUUGGAGGCCAUGGGGGAGAGGGAGGGGCAGCUGGCGGAUGUGUUGCAGACGGAGGGGUGGAGCCAGCAGGUGAAACACCUCAGCAGAAGCACAGAAGAGCUGCAGCAAGCCGCCAAGAGUCGCCUCCAGAGUCUGCAGGAUGCAGCAAAGGACAUGUUGCGUCUCGAGGCAGAGGUUAAGAACCUCCACGCUGCUGUCGACCAGAUCCAGGUCACACUUGCUUCCCCUGACCUCAACAAGCUCAGUCUCAGAGAGCAGCUCACACAGAGACAGCGUCUGCUGGUGGAAAUGGAGGGCUUUAAGCAGCAGGUCGCUGCCGUACAGCAGUGUCAGAGCGCCCUCCGGCUGCCAGAGGAGGUGGUGGCGAGUCUGCCGAUCUGCCGCACAGCUCAGACGCUGCAGCAAGAGGCCAGUCAACUGCAGCAUACCACCAUCCAGCAAUGCAACAUCCUGCAGGAGGCUGUGGUGCAGUACGAACAGUAUGAACAGGAAGUGAAGAACCUGCAGAGAUUAAUUGAAGAAGCUCACCGCAUCAUUCAGGACCGACCCGUCUCCACCAAUAACAUACAGGAACUUCAGGCCCAGAUACACCACCAUGAGGAGCUAGCCCAGAAGAUCCGUGGCUACCAGGAGCAGAUCGCCUCGCUCCACUCCAAGUGCAAGAUGCUGACGGUGAAGGCGAAGCACGCCACCAUGCUGCUGACCGUCAGCGAGGUGGAGGGCCUCUCGGACGGCAUGGAGGAGCUGAGUGACGAGGAGCUGCCCAGCGCCGUGGCGAGCGCCGCCGCAGCCGCUGGCAAGCAGCUUCCAGCGCACCCCUCCGUCGUCAUGAUGACAGCCGGCCGCUGCCACACGCUCCUCUCCCCCGUGACAGAGGAGUCAGGGGAGGAGGGCACCAACAGCGAGGUCUCCUCUCCCCCUGCCUGCCGCUCCCCCUCUCCGGGGGCUAACGCUGACGCUCCUGUUAACCAGGGUCGAGGUGCACUGAGCCGAGCGCCCCUCCAGGAACUGUACGACCCGUCUAUGGAAACCAGUGCCGCUAAUUUGGAUGACCUGCAGAGAUCCUGGGAAACACUCAAGAAUGUGAUCAGCGAAAAGCAGAAGAGCCUGUACGAGGCUCUGGAGCGGCAGCAGCAUUACCAGGAGUCCCUUCAGUCCAUUUCCACCAAGAUGGAGUCCAUCGAGGGGGCGCUCAACGAAGGACUGGAGCCCAACAAGACCCCUGAGAGCCAGAUGGCCGCACACCAGGCCCUGAUGGACGAGAUCCUGAUGCUGCAGGAGGAGAUCGGAGAGCUGCAGACGUGUUUCUCUGAGGAGCUGGCAGACAGCGACAGCGACGGGGAGCCUGGCGACCAACUGGCCCUCCAGUCCACCCUCACUGUACUAGGAGAACGGAUGGCCACUAUUCGAAUGAAGGCGUCUGGAAAGAGGCAGCUGCUGGAGGAGAGGCUAAGUGAGCAGCUGGAGGAACAGCGGCAGGAACAGGCGCUGCAGCGUUACCACAGCGAGGCAGAGGAGCUCGACCAUUGGCUGCUCAGCACCCGCGCUACUCUCAGCUCUGCCCUUCAGCCACAAAAUGAAGACCUGGACAUGGAGGAGCAGCUCAUCGACUGUCAGAACAUGCUGUUUGAGAUCGAGCAGAAGGUGUCGUACCUGUCAGAGCUUUCCGUCCACAGCGAGAGUUUGCUUUUGGAGGGCCGGGCUGAGACCAAGGGAGAGGCGGAGCAGCUCACGCUCAAACUGCGCUCUCUUAAAGACAGCCUGGUGGAGCUGCAGCAGAUGCUGCAGGACAAACAGGUUGACAUACAGGGUUCAUUGCAGGAGCAGGAAGACAGUGAGCCCGACUCAUCUUUGUCCCAGAGUCCAAAUGUCCAGGACUGGCUGUCUCAGGCCCGCUCAACACGCACACAGCAGCACCACGACAACCUGCUUCGACAGAGGGAGCUGCAGGAGCAAGUGGCCGAGCAGAGGAGGCUGCUCCAGUCUGUGGCCAGCGUUGGGGAAGAGUUACUCAGCCAACAGACCACACCUAAUGGGGACAGUGAGGUGUCCAUCCCUGCUGGUGGAGUGUUACUGGAGAAUGAAACCUCGUCUCCUUUGGAGAAGCUGAGGCAAAGAUGGGAAAACCUAAACAAAGACCAGAGCACGAAGCUGCAGCUCUCCCUCAACUCCCUGGAACAAGACCAGCUUAGCCCGGUGCUCCACCGGUCCCGUCUGUCCAGUCCCAGUAUGGUGUUCAGAGGCGAGGCUGCCAGCCAGGACUUUUGCUCCCCCAGAGCUUUGUUUGAGGCUUGCAGCCAGACUCUGGAAAGAAUCACAGAUGAGGGGGCAGCGAGCAGUGACAGUAAGCUGGCAGCGUCUUUUGGAGGGGCAUCGGUCCAACAGGACCUUUAUGCUGCAGUAUCGGCAGCCUCCGCCUGGUUAGACGCUGCUGAGAAUCAGCUACUUUCUGGUCCUGUGCUCCUGUCUGAAGAUACAGAGACACAACUCACAAAUCUAGAGGGUCUGAAUAAACAUCUGAAGGAGAUAACCAGGGAGGUGAACCAGUGCAGAGACCUGCUGGGAGGAGGAGUGGGACGGUUAUGUGGAGGAGAGGAGCGAGCUCUGAUGGAAGACACACUGGAGGGCCUGCAGGAGAGGAUGGGCUUAUUGGACUCUGCCCUGGACCAGCACUGCGACAGCAUGAGGGACAGACUGCAGGAACACUCAUCCUUCCAGAAUGAACUGAGGAUGCUGUUCACGGCUCUGACUGAAAGUAAACACCAGUUGCUGCAGAAGAUGGAUGCAACUGCAGACAGACCUGCAUCUAAACAGAUUGAGAUGUUGUCUGAAGUGGAGGAAAGUCUGAGGGAGUUUGAGCAGAGAGUAACUGAGCUGAAGACCAGAGGAGAGCAAUCUGACCAAACUUCUAACCAGGAACUACUCAAACUACAAGAUGCGUAUGAGGAGCUUGUGCUCAUGGUGGGCUCCAGGCGGAGUAGCCUGAAUCACGGCUUCUCUCUGAAGGCUCAGUAUGAAGCUGCACUUCGUGAUCUCUCGGACCUGGUGGACACUGCUCAGGAGAAGAUGGCUGCGGACCAAAAGAUGACGGUGGCUUCUGUAAUAGAGGUCCAGAUGUUACUAGACAAACACAAAGAGUUCUUCCAGGGUCUGGAGUGCCAUAUGAUCCUCACCCAGACAUUUUAUACUAAAGUGUCCGGUCUGGUGGCACAGAGGGAAAGCCAAGCCCUCGAGGAAACCAUGGCUUCAGCCCACAGUGUGCUCAAACAGGCCCACAGGAGGGGAGUCGAGCUGGAGGGCAUUCUGGAGUCGUGGAGCAGGCUCGUCGAAGACUAUCAGGCUCUUUGUAGACAGCUGGAGGCUGUGGAGUGUAGCAUCCCCACUGUGGGUCUAGUAGAGGAAACAGAAGAGAGACUUGUUGAAAGAAUCAGUCUGUACCAGCGUUUGAAGUCCAGCCUGACGGAGCAUCAGCCCCAGCUGUACCAGGUUCUGGAGGAGGGCAAAAAGCUUCUUCUGUCCGUUGGCUGCUCAGAUCUGGAGAACCAGCUGACUCAGCUCGGAGAACACUGGUUGUCCUCCACCACUAAGGUCAACAAGGAGCUGCACCGUCUGGACUCGACACUCAAACACUGGAGCAGGUACCAAAACGAGUCAGCAGAGUUGAGUCACUGGUUGCAGACAGCUCUGGACAGGCUGGAGUUCUGGACGACUCAGUCAGUGACGGUACCUCAGGAGCUGGAGACUGUCAGAGACCACCUCUGUGCCUUCCUGGAGUUUUCCAAAGAGGUGGAUGCAAAGUCGUCUUUACGUUCAUCAGUGCUAAGCACAGGCAACCAGCUUCUGCGACUAAAGAGAGUAGACACGGCUGGUCUGAGGACAGCUCUUGGUCAAAUCGACACUCAGUGGGCUGAGCUGCUGACUCGUAUCCCCGUAGUACAAGAGAAGCUACACCAGCUGCAAAUGGAGAAGCUGGCAUCUCGCCAUGCCAUCACGGAGCUGAUGAGCUGGAUCUCUCUCAUGGAGAACAUCAUCGCUGAAGAUCAGGACAAGAUCCUGAGUGCCGUGGGCUCAGAUGUGGUCCAGAACUUCUUGCAGAAGUAUAAGGGUUUCCGCAUAGAUCUGACCUGUAAGCAGUUGACUGUGGACUUUGUUAACCAGUCAGUGCUGCAGAUCAGCAGUCAGGAUGUGGAGGGAAAGCGCAGUGACAAAACAGACUUUGCUGAGAAGCUGGGAGCUAUGAACAGACGGUGGCAGAUACUGCAGGGGCUCAUUGGUGAAAAGAUUCAGCUUUUGGAAGGACUUGUGGAAAGUUGGUUAGAGCAUGAAAAUGAAGUCCAGGGCCUGAAGACCUGGCUCACAUUACAAGAGGAGAAACUGAAGAAGAGACACAGGAUAGAGGACAUAGCAUCGGUGCAGAAUGCACUUAAAGACUGUCAGGAGUUGGAAGAACUGGUGAAGGAAAAAGAGAAGGAUCUAGAAAAAGCAGAGGAACGAGGAAGUGCUCUCAUCCAGGAUAAGAAAGGUGCAGCUUGCUCUGUUGUAAAGGAGACCCUCAAAGGCCUGAACCAGUCCUGGGCUCAUUUGGACCACAUGAUAAGUCAGAGGAAGGUUAGCCUACGGUCGGUGCUGGAGCAGUGGACGUUGUACCGACGAGCUUCAGAGGAGAUUAAUGGUUACCUAAUGGAGGGGCGGUACUCUGUGUCCAGGCUGCACCUCCUUAACGGGUCACUAGAGGCAGUACAGCAGCAGGUGGAGAGUCUGGAGAACCUGCAGGAAGAGAUGGAUAAACAGGAAAGCAGUCUGAGGAAGUUUGGCUCUGUAACUCAUCAGUUACUCACCGAGUGUCACCCUUCUGUGGUCGAGACACUCAACAGAGCACUCCGGGACGUCAACAUCAGGUGGAAUCAUCUGCUAGAGCAGAUCUCGGAGCAGCUGAGGAGCAGCAAGGCCUUACUGGUGCUGUGGCAGCGCUACAGGUCGCUGUAUAGCCAGUGUGUGACAGCUGUUCAGAAGCAGGAAGAGCGAGCUGACCGCCUGCUGAGGAGCGCCACCGACCGGGAAAUCACAGAGGAGGAGAGCAGCACCUGGAUAAAGGACUGCAAUGAGUGUCUUGGUGACCAGGACUCAGUGCAGCACUCCCUCCAGCAGCUGCAGGCGUUAGGGGAACAGCUGAGGAGCCAAGUCGACGCCUCCUCCUCAGCGUCCCUCCAGUCUGACCACCUGUCACUCACGCAUCGUCUGGUGGCGCUGGAGCACGCCCUCCACAGACAGCAAGAAGUACUGCAGUCUGGAUCUCAGGCCUGCGAGGGUUUCAGAGAGCAGCUCGACACGCUGAUCUGUAAGGCUGAGGAGGCUGAGGAGGUGCUGAAGGAGUCUGACCCAGUGGGUUCCCUGGACCUGAUUGCGGUACAGACACGUAUCGAAAAACUCAAGGUACACUUGUUGAAGCUCAGCAGCCUAUCUCCAGACCUGGAACGUGUUAAUGAGUUGGUGUACAGGCUGCCAGUCAGUGACAGAGAUGUUAAAAGGCUGCAAAGUCUCAACAGGACAUGGGCCACUCACUCUGCUCACCUCACUGAGAGGUUCAGUAAACUGCAGGCAGUGUUGCUCGAGCAGCAGAGUUUCCUCCAGAAGUGUGAGGCCUGGAUGGACUUCCUGUCUCAGACUGAGCAAAAGUUGGCCGCUGAAAUAUCCGGCAACUACCAGAGUCUGCUGGAGCAACAGAGAGACCAUGAGUUGUUUCAGGCAGAGAUGUUCAGCAGACAACAGAUUCUUCAUUCCAUCAUCAGUGAUGGGCAUCGUUUGCUGGACCAGGGACCCAUGGAUGACAGUGAUGACUUCAGUGUGAAGCUGGCCUUGCUGAGCAAUCAGUGGCAGGGUGUGGUGAGACGGGCCCAGCAGCGAAGGGGCAUCAUUGACAGUCUGAUCCGCCAGUGGCAAAGCUACCGGGAGAUGGCGGAGAAGCUGCUGCGGUGGCUUCAAGAAGUGACCCGUGAUCCAGAUGUGCAUCAGCCAGGGGAAGCUGUGGCUCUGCAGCAGGCCAGAAACCUUUUGGAUCAGAUACAGCUGAGAGAGAGAGUCCUUCAAAGGCAGCAAGGAGGGUACAUCCUGACCGUGGAGGCCGGCAGGAGCCUGCUGUUGUCAGCUGAUGCCAGGGCGGAGUCCACCCUGCAGACGGAGCUAAUGGACAUUCAGGAGAGGUGGAGGCACGCCCACCACCGCCUGGACCAACAGAGGAGGGAGCUGCACGGUCUGCUCAAGAACUGGGAGCGAUGUGAGAAGGGCAUAGAUGUGUCCCUGGAGAAGCUGAGGGCCUUCAAGAGGAAGCUGUCUGUGUCGCUGCCUGACCACCACGAAGAGUUGCACUCAGAGCAAAUCAGAUGCAAGGAGCUGGAGAACAGCGUGGAGGGCUGGACCGAUGACCUUACUUCCUUGUUCCUGCUGAGGGACUCCUUGGAGGGCGUGGUCAGUUCAGAUGACAUCACAGUCCUACAGGAACGCCUCCAGCUGCUACAGCGCCAGUGGGAGGAGGUCUGCCACCAGCUUUCCCUGCGCCGGCAGCAGGUGAGCGAGAAGUUGAAUGAGUGGGCCGUGUUCAAUGAGAAGAACAAGGAGCUGUGUGAAUGGCUCACGCAGAUGGAGAGCAAAGUCUCUCAGAAUGGGGACAUCAGCAUUGAAGAGAUGAUUGAGAAGCUCCGCAAGGACUACCAAGAGGAGAUCAGCGUAGCUCAAGAGAACAAGCAGCAGCUGCAGGUCAUGGGGGAACGCCUGGCUAAGGCCAGCCAAGACAACAAGGCGGCCGAGAUCCAGCACAAGCUCAACAAAGUCAGCGAGCGCUGGCAGCACCUGCUGGACCUCAUCGCUGCUAGGGUGAAGAAGUUGAGGGAGACCCUGGUGGCGGUGCAGCAGCUGGAUAAAAACAUGAGCAGCCUCCGUUCUUGGCUGGCUCACAUCGAGACCGAGCUGUCCAGGCCCAUCGUCUACGACACCUGCGACGACCAGGAGAUUCAGAGGAAGCUCAACCAGCAGCAGGAGCUGCAGAGGGACAUAGAGAAACACAGCACAGGGGUGGCGUCAGUGCUGAACCUGUGCGAAGUCCUGCUGCACGACUGUGAUGCCUGCUCCACGGAGACAGAGUGUGACUCCAUCCAGCAGGCGACCAGAGGCCUGGACAGGCGCUGGAGGAACAUCUGUGCCAUGUCCAUGGAAAGGAGGCUCAAGAUUGAGGAGACUUGGAGGUUGUGGCAGAAGUUUCUGGAUGACUACUCCAGGUUUGAGGACUGGCUAAAGACCUCAGAAAAGACAGCAGCUCUCCCUAACUCCUCUGGAGUUCUCUAUACCGUCGCUAAAGAGGAGCUCAAGAAGUUCGAGGCCUUCCAGCGUCAGGUGCAGGAAUGUCUGACCCAGCUGGAGCUCAUCAAUAAACAGUACCGUCGUCUGGCCCGGGAGAACCGCACCGACUCCUCCUGCCGUCUCAGAGAAAUGGUGCAUGAUGGGAACAAGCGCUGGGAUAACCUGCAGAAGAGGGUGGCUGCCAUCCUGCGCAGACUCAAGCACUUCAUCUCCCAGAGGGAGGAGUUCGAGACGGCACGGGACAGCAUCCUGGUGUGGCUGACUGAGAUGGACCUCCAGCUCACCAACAUAGAGCACUUCUCUGAGUGUGACGUUCAGGCUAAGAUAAAGCAGCUCAAGGCGUUCCAGCACGAGAUCUCCCUGAACACGGUGAAGAUUGAGACGGUGUUCAGGCAGGGGGAGGCCCUCAUUGAGAAGAGCGAACCUCUGGACGCAGCCGUCAUUGAGGAGGAGCUGGAGGAGCUGCAGAGAUACUGCCAGGAGGUCUUCGGACGAGUGAACAGAUACUACAAGAAACUCACACGGCUGCCUCUGGUAGAUGAUGAGCUGGACGGUUCAGACAGAGAGCUGGACAUGGAGGAAGGUGGCGACCUCUCCGAGCUGCAGUGGGGCGACUCCUCCUUGCCCCGGACGUCCAGCCGACCGGCCUCUGGCGCCGCAGCGCAUGUCCGGGCCGACCGCUCGGGCCGUGACACGCCGGCCAGCGUGGACUCCAUCCCGCUGGAGUGGGACCACGACUACGACCUGAGCAGGGGCCUGGACAGUCCAGCGGGACGCGCCAAUGGGGAAAGGAGCCGAGGGCCGGAGGACGAGGAUGAGUAUCUGAGGACAGCUGCCACGGUGCUGACAGAUGUAGUUAUCCCAGAGAGCCCAGAGGCCUAUAUAAAACUGACUGAGAACACAUUGAAAUCGUCCUCUGGUGAGCCGGGCCAGCUGGAGGCCAGUCUGAGACAGCUGGAUCAGGCUUUGGAUGCGGGACGGUAUCACCUCCAGCAGAGAGAGGCCACCACCAACCGCUCCAGCCCCGACACCGACUCCACAUACAUGGGCUACAUGCGUCUGAUGGGAGAGUGUCGUGGCAGCAUAGAUGCAGUGAAGAGAGCAGAAGGAGAGCUGACUGAAGACGAGGAAGACAAGCCGGGACUAACAAACCCUACCAGCACAGACCCCCAGAGCUCAGGUGUGAUCGAGCGCUGGGAGCUGAUCCAGGCUCAGUCUCUGAGUGAGAAGCUCCGGCACAAACAGAACCUGCAGCAGUGGCAGCAGCUGAUCUCGGAUCUGCAGACCAUGCGGGCCUGGCUGGGGCGGUCGGAGGCCGAGCUCAGUCAGCUGCGAGGGCUGAAUCACAGCACGGACAUACACACCAUCCAGCAGAGGAUCAAGAAGCUCAAGGAGCUGCAGAAGGGGAUGGACGCCCACAAGUCCGAGGUCCUGUCCGUAAACCUGAGCAGCGCGGACUUCCUCCAAUCAGAGCCCGACUCUGAGGAGGCGUGGGAGCUGAAGGACGCGCUGAAAGAGAUGAACUCCCGCUGGGAUCGGCUCGGCGCCUCGCUGGAGGACUGGAGGGAGGAGCUGCAGAGGGCACUGAUGCAGUGUCAGGAGUUCCACGAGAUGAGCCACGGUCUCUUGCUGUGGCUGGAGAACAUCGACCGUAGGAGGAACGAGGUGGUGCCCAUCCCUCAGAGACUGAACCGUGACACGUUACGAGCUCAUCACAAGACGCUCACGCAAAUCAAGCGCGAGCUGCAGGACUCGCAGCAGAAAGUGUCGUCGCUUCAGGAGCUGUCGGCGCAGCUGCUGGUCAACACUAAACCUCAGACUCUGCUGCCGCAGUCGCAGCCCUCGGAGCAGAUCCGGGCCCAGGGCAGCGAGUGUCUGGAGGCCCAGGAGAAGGUUCACGUGAUCUGGAACAGGCUGAGGCUGCUCCAGAGGGAGGUCAGCUCAGACCUGGAGGGGCUGGAGAGGAGGUUGGAGGCCAUGGACACACAGCAGGAUUACUUACCAUUGCCUGCAGCCAAAUCAGAAAUCUGUGGAUCAGCUGAUCGUGGGUCGGAGGCGACCACCCAGAGCCGCAAACGAUUGCCCCGAGCCAAAAGUAGUCAGGCCCACCCAGGAUCCCAUGAAAGCGGCCCGCGCCACAGCCGGAGCAGAUCACCAGGCGCCGCUGGCUGCGUUUCCUCCCGUUCUGACCUCCCGGACGGCGUCCCCGCUUCCUCCUCCUCCUCCUCCUCCUCCACCUCCUCAAAGGAACAGUCCUUCCUGCUGCGGGUCUUCAGGGCUGCGCUCCCCGUCCACUUGCUGCUCCUGCUCCUCAUCGGCCUGGCCUGCCUGGUGCCCAUGACGGAGGAGGACUACAGCUGCCACCACGCCAACAACUUCGCCCGCUCCUUCCACCCCAUGCUGCGCUACACCAACGGACCUCCGCCCAUAUGAGGAGUUUUUCUUCCUUCUGCUUUGCCAAGGACUCCGUUGAAUGUUUCCUCUUCACCCUGUGCCCUAAAGCAACGAACUCUUCCCGCGCUGGGGAGCUACCUGCAUUUAUGAAGUGACUUAGAGGUGACACGAAGACUCACUAACAUCGCGCGCCCACUCCGCUGAAAUCACCUCAACCCUUUAAAAUACUCUCUCCAGACUAAACGGACCUUCGCCUGGAGACCCCUCGUCGCCAGUCCAAAUAGUUUAGUUUUAAUUUAAAUGUGUAUAUUAUUUUUAAGGUUUCUGUAGAAACCUGUGAAAUCAUUGAAAAACAAAGCACUAUUUAUAUACUGUACGUUGGGAGCCAAAGUCAACUGUGCUUAUUUUUAUUUUUUAAUUUUAUUUUUUAUUUUUUUUGUCCAUGAUAUCCAGUGCUGCUACUAUUUAUUUAGUGUUCAAUCAGUCAAUAGAUUUCUAGCAUUGAUUAAGCUAAAGCACCACCCUCCGUGUGGGAUAUUGUACCUGUAAAUUGUAGAGUAGACUUGCAGUUUGAGUAGCAAUCAUUCACAGUCUUAGGUGUGAAGAGUUUCAUUCCAAAAUGACACAUUUGAAGAUCUCCUCGGACAAAAAAAAAAUGACUGAAACGGGAGUGCUCUCUGAAGGCGUAGCUUUUUAUUUAUUUUUUUUUAAUAUUUUUUUUCCUCGGCACACUUCAAAAGAAACUGGCUUGAAUUUUGAGAUGAAGUCUGAUUUUUACAGCUAAAAUCUGAACUUAUAGCACUGACGCGAGAACUGUCCAAGGUACUGCACUGAAGCCCUCCGACCAAGAUGGCCGACAACCCACCCAGCCCUCCAAAAACAAAAGCCAAGGCUCGUAUUCCUUCCCAUUUUUAAUUUCAGUAUUGAAUCAACUCGGGGGGGCAAAUGAGACAAAACAGACGAGCGCUCCUGUUUUUAAAAAGAUAAUCCACUGAUUUGUACAUUAUCGUCUGAAAUGCCUUUGAAUACAGGCAGUUAUUUUUUUAUCUUUGUGUUUGAGCAUGUACUUGAAAGGCCCCCGCUUUUAAGAAAGCCAAACAAUCACUGGUAGUGUGUUAGUAGAUGGCUGCGACAUGUGCUUUGUAAUAACUGCGAUAAUUAUUCUGCGUUGAUGAGACAUCAGAAUCACGGCGCUGUUAAAAAAAAAAAAAAAAAAAAGAAUCUGUAAAAAUAAAAAUUAAUUAUGAAAAAUGGUUAUUUAUGUAUGUACAGUUUGCUAAUGCCGACUUCAUGAAGAAUACCCUCUUUGCGAAUAAUAAAACAUGAAGUAUUUA